GCUCUUCCUCUUCCUCUUCCCCUGCCACCAAGCGUAAUGACACCGGGCGUUCCAUAUCUCCCAUGUAUCCCAUCCCUCUUGCGAAGGACACCCUCACAUUUUACAAGCCUAUCAAACCAUCCAGCCUAGCCCCCCCCCAACUCUCUAACCCAAAAGCAAAUUAGAUCCAUUUUUCCUCGCUAUUCUCGCCCUCAAUCGCCAAAGGCAACAAAAUCUGCCCGGGUGGUUUGCUUAUUUGCUUCUUGACCAACUGCUCGUCGCACUUGCAAUGUGCUCCUUACUAAUGAUAGAUUGAUCUCCAUCAAUUCACCCCAAUCUCAUCGACACCAUCACAAUUCAUCGCAAAUGAUCAUCACGACUACCAGUUCGACCGUUUAAUCCCCCUCAUCGCCGGUCUAGAUUCAGUCGUCAAUGUAGAUGGAGUCGUAAUCGACCUUGUUUCCGACCGCAAUAAUAAGAGUUCGCUCAAACCAACACUCGUUUAACAUCUUGCCUACUUUACUUUCCACCUCGACAUCGCGACCGUAUCGUAUCGUGUCGUGUCGUAUCACUUCGUUCUUUCAGCGCCGGCAACAUCCAUUUGAGUUUCGAUCAAUUCAUCUUUACUUUUACGAUUUUUCAUUUCAUUGCUCUCGCAGCUUAUACCCAAUUCGACUUUUCUUUUUCUGUUCCCACCACUCACCUUCCUCGAGCCGGCUCUCUUCCGUUGUCUUUAACCAACAAUCACAUACAGGCUAAGCCUUCAAGCACCAACACCUUUCGAUUUCCUCGAUUUAUCCCAAAGCCAACCUUGACUCCUUCACUCUCAAUUUAUUUAAUACGGCAUCGUAGAAUAUCGCACUCGGGACCGGAAAGAUGGCGUAUUACGAAUCAUCUUUCCCUACUCUAUUUCGACGAUGUGUUGAAUGCGAUGGAGCCAGUCCAGCAUGUCCGAGUUGUGCCGAUGAUGAGAUUUGUUCCCUCGUCCCACCGACUUGUACAGCAUGUCAACAGACUGUGUGUGUGGCUUCCUCUGCUGCACCUUCGACGACUGUUAGUUCGUCUUCAUCGUCAAAAUCCGGUCCAAAUGCAGGCGCUAUUGCGGGAGGAGUUAUCGGCGGAGUCUUAGCUGUCGCAACCGUUACUUAUCUCGUAUGGAGGUUCUGCAUCAAAACGAAACGACAACAAUUCGAGCAAGAUGAUUGGAUAGAGAACCAAGAGCAAGCCAAUGCAGAGAAAGAUUUCGCAAUGCGAAGGGACGCAAGAGCUUCUACGCAUACUGUUGGAUCAAUUGCAUCGACAGUGCUGACACGAGCAUCGAACAUCAUUCAAAUCGCAUACAUCCCAGGUGUCACCAACAGAUCCACUCCAUCCACUCCAGGUCUCCUUGUUCCUCCGGUUCCUCCGAUCCCAAUUGCUCUAUCAAACUCAUCUGGAUCGCCAAGAUAUGAGCAAGAACAUUUCUUCAUGCCAGGAGAUCUACGUGACUCAACGUACAGUGGAAUUAGUGCAAUUGGGGAACGAAACUCGUACGCACGGAAUAGUGUGGCGUCUACUAUUUACGGAAAACAAGCUAUCGUAUCACCCGUUCCAGCGCAGACAGUCAUCCGAGGAAAAGCAGCUGUUGUCAGUGUCAACAAAGCCGGUGGAGGUUCGUCUGGCGGCACCAUCACACCACCAGUUCCAAGCGUUGAUUUCAAAAAAUACUCUGAAAACCCACCAAGCCCAGCAUUCUCUGUGGGCAGUACAUUCUUGAAUGCUGCUAGUGCUGCGACGAUGACCAAACCACAAGUCAUUCGAGUGAAUUCUAGCUUGUCAAAAGCAACUUCACUUGAGCCUACAAAACCCACAGGAGUCCCAUCAUCGUUAUUUCCCCGAGACUCUAAUGCUAUCACUUUAAUCGAGGAUGGCACCCCAAUCACACCUCAAGGACCUUUUAGUGAUCCUCCCGACACGAGUCGAAAAUCAGACGCUAGUUUAUCAGCCAUGACACAAGAUGCAACAAAAAAGUCACAAGGGGAUGUAUUCUCAGACCAACAUGAAGUAAAGGAAUAGCGGGUCAUCUUUUGAUACGACAUAUUUCUUUUGGGAAGCGAUUUUGACAUAGGAGGUCACCCGUCUGGUUACGAUUUGGUUUACUUGUUUCUUUCAACCCUCUAUGUACUUGGAGGAGGGGCGGAUCCCCAUUUUGAUGGUUCACAAAUGGUGUGGUAGGGUGUUCAAGGGGUAUCUUAUGAUUGGCAAUGAUUUGUUAUUUUUUUUGAGUGAUUUUUUUUUCUGGGGAUGUGUUUUUUAUAUCAUCCUAUCUUGGUACUUUACCUACUUUUGAAGGAUUCCAUAGACGAUGUCAAUACCAAUGAAUCUGUUCAGCAAUUUUAAGGGAUGUAAAAUGAAGUGGGAUGAUGGAAUGUUUGCAUGUGAUGUUUUAUUGUAAUACGUAGGAAUAAUAUAUAUAUAUUUUUUUUUUCA
Molecule: messenger RNA, 2448 nt
Organism: Botrytis cinerea B05.10
Lineage: Eukaryota; Fungi; Ascomycota; Leotiomycetes; Helotiales; Sclerotiniaceae
Exons: 2
Coding region: 856-2034 (392 amino acids)
Source: RefSeq, a predicted model, not a curated record